AUGGAUGUGGUGGGAACUGCUGUAGUGGAUGCUGCAAUCGGAUGGCUGGUGCAAAGCGUCCUUGGCAGUUUCUUCACUGGAAUGAUGAAAGCAUGGGCCCUUCUGAAGAAUCUUGAAAACAAAAGAUUCCUUCUGAAGAACCUUGAAAACAAAAGAUUCCUGCUUGUAUUUGAUGACAUGUGGGAGGAAAAGGACAGGAGAGGAUGGUUUAGCAUUUUAGCUCCACUAAAACACAAUCAUGUACCUGGUUGCAUGAUUUUAGCAACAACCCGAAGACCAUCAGUUGCAAAAAUGAUAGGAACGAUGGAUCCGAUAUCAGUUAAAGGUCUGGAUGAAAAAGAAUUUUGGCUUUUCUUCAAGGCAUGUGCAUUUGGUAAUGACAGCCAUGAGGGUCAUCCUAGUCUGCAGUCCAUUGGGCAGCAGAUUGUUAUAGCACUAAUGGGUUGUCCACUAGCUGCAUGGAGUGUCGGUGCACUUUUGAACAGAAAUGUUACCUACGAGCACUGGAGGACAGUUCAAAACAAAUGGAAAUCUCUUCAAGAAGAUACUGAUGAUGUUUUACCUAUCUUGAAGCUCAGUUAUGAUUUUUUACCGGUGCACAUGAAUUUGAUUGCAGCCCCAUCUGCUGCUACUUAUGUUUGUUUCUGUUGUGCCAUUAUUUAA
Miscanthus lutarioriparius is the source of this 663-nucleotide messenger RNA. The record is from the annotation of a GenBank genome assembly. NCBI's taxonomy places the organism in Eukaryota, Viridiplantae, Streptophyta, Magnoliopsida, Poales, Poaceae.